AUGAGCGGAAAGAUCGUCUUCUUCGAGGAGAGAAACUUCCAGGGCCGCUCGUAUGAGUGCGUCAGCGACUGCUCUGAGAUCUCCUCGCACCUGAGCCGCUGCAGCUCCUGCAGGGUGGAGAGUGGGACGUUCAUGGUCUACGACCAGCCCAACUUCACGGGGCAGCAGUAUCUCCUGACCAAGGGAGAGUACCCCGAGUAUCAGAACACCCUCGGCUUCAAUGACUGCAUUCAGUCCUGCCGCAUUGUCCCUGUGCACAAGGGGCCGUACAAGAUGAGGAUCUACGAGAGACCGAACUUCGAGGGCCAAGCGCACGAACUGACCAACGACUGCGACUCCAUCCAAGACCAUUACCACAUGUCCGACACGCAGUCCUGCAACGUGGUGGACGGCCACUGGCUGAUGUUCGAGAAGCCCAACUACGAGGGCCGGAUGCUGUACCUGAGGCCCGGCGAGUACAAGAACCUCAGGGAGAUGAGCAGCGACGACAUGAGGUUCAACUCGAUCCGACGCAUCACCGAGUCUUAA
Hippoglossus stenolepis (Pacific halibut) is the source of this 528-nucleotide messenger RNA. RefSeq names its product gamma-crystallin M3. The record is from RefSeq and is a predicted model, not a curated record. Bases 1 to 528 code for a protein of 175 amino acids. Lineage: Eukaryota; Metazoa; Chordata; Actinopteri; Pleuronectiformes; Pleuronectidae. The transcript is spliced from 3 exons. Gene Ontology annotation, biological process: visual perception; lens development in camera-type eye. Gene Ontology annotation, molecular function: structural constituent of eye lens.